AUGAAAGACAUUAUCUACGAAUGCAAAGCUCCAGGCUGCUCAAGCACUUAUGCAAGUGAAACGAACCUCAAGCGCCACAUAGAAGCCUACCAUACUGAAAGCAAAAAAUUCCAAUGCAAUUUUUGCAUGAAAAUUUUGUCUUCGAAACAAAAUUUAAAAGAACAUACUUUUACUCACUCUGGAGAAAAGCCUUAUGUAUGUAAAGAACCUGGAUGCGGAAUGAAAUUCCGCCAAGGAAGCCAAUUAUCGUCGCAUAAAAGAGUCCAUGUAGCAAUUAAAGCUUAUACGCAUAAAGCAGAGACCAAUAAAGUGAAGGAAACAUAUAUCAAGCUGACUGAGUGGAUAGAUAAAUCAAACUUCUACAAGCUAGAACAAGUUUUGCCGGUUUUGCAAACUUCUGAGGAGUAUAGCUUUAUGCUGCCUCCUAUAUCUGAGCCACAAGGGUUUUGUACUCUCCCAGCAGCUAUAUUCGGAAGUCAAUUGUUCAAUCAGUAA
Molecule: messenger RNA, 495 nt
Organism: Blepharisma stoltei
Lineage: Eukaryota; Ciliophora; Heterotrichea; Heterotrichida; Blepharismidae
Source: the annotation of a GenBank genome assembly